Messenger RNA from Juglans regia (Persian walnut), 665 nucleotides. RefSeq names its product adenylate kinase 4-like. Gene Ontology annotation, molecular function: AMP kinase activity; ATP binding. The transcript has 4 exons. The record is from RefSeq and is a predicted model, not a curated record. Lineage: Eukaryota; Viridiplantae; Streptophyta; Magnoliopsida; Fagales; Juglandaceae. Gene Ontology annotation, biological process: nucleobase-containing compound metabolic process. Gene Ontology annotation, cellular component: mitochondrion; cytoplasm. The annotation marks the transcript as partial.
GCAAUAAGCAUUUUAUCUAGCAAGUACAUUCUUGAUGGAUUUCCAAGGACUGUGGUCCAAGCACAAAAGCUUGAUGAAAUGCUGGAAAAGAAGGGAGUCAAAGUUGAUAAGGUGCUCAACUUUGCAAUUGAUGAUGCAAUCUUAGAGGAGAGAAUUACUGGUCGCUGGAUACACCCAUCCAGUGGUAGAACCUACCACACCAAAUUUGCACCUCCCAAAGUUCCAGGAUCUGAUGAUGUUACUGGAGAACCUUUGAUUCAGCGCAAGGAUGAUACUGCAGCAGUUCUCAAAUCAAGGCUGGAGGCAUUUCACAAGCAAACUGAACCAGUUAUUGAUUAUUAUUCCAAGAAGGGCAUUGUUGCCAAUCUUCAUGCAGAAAAAGCUCCCAAAGAGGUCACAACUGAGGUUCAGAAGGUGCUCACUUCGUGAAAGCAGCCUCCCUUUUACUUAUAAAUGGAUUGCUUUCUUAGAAAGCAUUGUAUUUUUUUCCCCAUUUUUCUGAUACAAGGUUGAAUUUUUCAACUGAUCUGAUUCACUUGACUUGAUUUUCCAAAUUGCACACGAUGGCUGCUGUCAACUUUUUGAGGUUUAAUCAAGUAACCCAUACAUAAUAUAAAUGCGUGGAACUGCACGCUGGUGAUAUACAUUUUUUGCGUUGUUGACAA